Molecule: messenger RNA, 6184 nt
Organism: Conger conger (European conger)
Lineage: Eukaryota; Metazoa; Chordata; Actinopteri; Anguilliformes; Congridae
Product: TNF receptor-associated factor 2-like
Exons: 13
Coding region: 324-2045 (573 amino acids)
Biological process (GO): tumor necrosis factor-mediated signaling pathway; positive regulation of JNK cascade; regulation of apoptotic process
Cellular component (GO): cytosol; cytoplasmic side of plasma membrane; plasma membrane signaling receptor complex
Molecular function (GO): zinc ion binding; ubiquitin-protein transferase activity; tumor necrosis factor receptor binding
Source: RefSeq, a predicted model, not a curated record
UGAAUAUUCAUGAGCAGCGCGGGGUUUACAAAGCAAAGACCGGGCGGCUGAAAUGGUCAUUCUUCCAUUAAUUUAUUUUUUUCUUGUUGGCACAUUCCCAAAACCAGCUAAAACCUAGCAGCUAUAUACCACCUCCAAUCCGACGCUGAGCUACAUCAGGAGCUAUCACAAUCAGCAACAUUAGCUAUCUUGCUAACCGACGUUAGCUAGAAUGAAUCGAAACUAGAGGCAUAAGCCCCGCUGACGAAGGGAAGGUCCGUCUUCUUUUCCUUCUGCACAGAUGACGCCGUUCCAAAACUGGUCACGUUUGUGUUCGGAGAAUAAUGGCAACCCAGGAACCAUCACCACCAUCAUCACUGGAAGGCAACAAACCAGGAUUUCCGAAGAAAAUUUUGGCCAACAAGCUUGAAGAUAAACACCUGUGUAACUGUUGUCAGAAAAUUUUAAGGAGACCAUUUCAAGCUCAGUGCGGUCACCGUUUUUGUUCAUAUUGUUUUAACAAAACUGUUAGUUCUGGACCACAAAAAUGCAGUGCUUGUAUUAAGGAAGACAUAUUUGAAGAUCCAACAUCUAUCCUAAAACAAGGCUGUGCAUUCCCUGACAAUGCAGCCAGGAGAGAAGUGGAGGCUCUGGCUGCAGUUUGUCCCAAUGAAGGAUGCACGUGGAAAGGGAACAUUAAAGAAUAUGAGCUGAACCACGAAGGCAAGUGUGAUUUCAUGAUCAUCCCCUGCCCGUCAUGCAAAGAACUCAUACGAUUUAAUGAGCAGGAACGGCACAAUGAACGCGAGUGUCCAGAAAGAACACUGAAUUGCAAGUACUGCAAAGAACCAUUUCAUUUUAAGAACAUAAAGGCUCAUGAUGAGAUAUGUCCAAAGUACCCCAUGAUAUGUGAAGGUUGUGCAAAGAAAAAAAUUCCCAGAGAGAAGUAUGUAGACCAUAUUAAGUUCUGUAGUAAAUUUAGAGCUCCGUGCAGAUUUCAUGUCGUUGGGUGUGAUAUGUCGGUGGAGAAGGAGAAGAUUCACGACCACGAGCGCGCCUGCUCUUAUGAGCACCUGAACCUGCUGCUGCACUAUAUCAUGGGCCUGAAGGUGAACUUGGAGGCCCUGCAGCCCCAGAGCUUGGAGCUGGCCAGCCACAAGGUGCACGAGCUGCACCAGUCUCUGCGGGACCUGGAGGUGAAGCUGGGGCAGCUGAGCACGCAGACGCCUCCCGCGCAGGGAGCCUGCGGCCCGGCCCCGUGCCCGGCCCCGCUGCCCACCUCCUUCACCCCGGUGCUGCCCAGCGCCGUGGGCGCCGCGCUGGAGCUGCAGCUCCACGGCGAGAAGACCAAGGUGGCCGAGCUGAGCCGGCGCUGCCAGGACCUGGAGCUGAAGGUGGGCACCUUCGAGAACAUCGUGAGCGUGCUGAACCGCGAGGUGGAGCGCUCGUCAACCACGCUCGACGCCAGCAACCGCCAGCACCGCCUGGACCAGGACAAGAUCGAGAGCCUCAGCAACAAGGUGCGGCAGCUGGAGAGGACGGUGGGCUUGAAGGACCUGACCAUCGCGGAGAUGGAGGUGAGGAUGAGGGAGAUGUCGGCCGCCACCUACGACGGCGUCUUCAUAUGGAGGAUCUCAGACUUCACCAAGAAGAGGCAGGACGCCAUCGCUGGACGAGCCCCGGCCAUGUUCUCACCAGCUUUUUACACCAGUAAAUACGGCUACAAGAUGUGCCUGCGGAUUUACCUGAAUGGAGACGGGACGGGGCGUGGCAGUCACCUGUCCCUGUUCUUCGUGGUGAUGCGGGGACUGAGCGACGCUCUGCUCAAGUGGCCCUUUAACCAGAAGGUAACGCUGAUGCUGCUGGACCAGAACAACCGCGAGCACGUCAUCGACGCCUUCCGGCCCGACGUCACCUCCUCCUCCUUCCAGAGGCCCGUCAGCGAGAUGAACAUCGCCAGCGGCUGCCCGCUCUUCUGCCCGCUGUCCAAGCUGGACUCCAAGAACUCCUACAUCCGCGACGACACCAUCUUCAUCAAGGCCAUCGUGGACCUGACGGGCCUGUAGCCGUGAGACCGCCCAACCCCGCCGACCCCGCCCCUCCCCUUGUCCGUGCGUGACGGACCGCCGUCCCCCGCGGCGCUUGCUCUCCGCCGCCUCGCCCGAGAAGCCGAAAGCGCGUGGUGGACGCCCGCCCACCACGGCGCUACAUCCGUGUGCUGCGCCGCGCAAGCCGCCCUUAAUUGCUUGCUGCGUGUGAUGAUGCUUCUGUGGCCGCUGUAGCUUCGCUUUGGUUCUCCAGCAGAUGGCAGCGUGGUGCCAUCGAAUAAAACGCAAGGAGGGUGUGCCCCUAGAAUUAUUCCUCAGAAGAAGUAGGUAGACUUUGUAUGUAGUACAGGGCUGCUUACCGAUAUACAUUUUUAAUUUGCCUCAGAACUGGUCAGUAGUUUGUGCACCUCUAGUGCUUCGUAGAAUGUUUUUCAGAGAAAUAUAACUGAAGGCCUGUCCUUUUGAAUAAAACCUUUGUGGGAAGGCUUGAAGUCAGACGUUCUAGGGGCUUGUAAAAUACUGUUCACGGUGGAAAAUGUUGUCAGUGGAGUUGGCUGUGCUUGUAGUUGUGUCGUAGUGCAGUUAGCCUAAUCUAUAUACGGCUGUUGCAGCAGUCUUCACAGUAAAUAGGAGUAAGACUUUGUCCGCUCAGUGUGUUGUUCACGCUUUGGGCCCUAACACACAUGGGAUAACCUACCGCUUGAUAAUUUGUGUGCGCUAACUUAAUUUUGAGUGAAUUUGCAUAGACAGACGUGGAGUUACAAUAAUAAGACGACGCGCGUUUAUUUGACCUUUUUCGCGAUUAAUCCCCGCUAUUUUGCGAUGCCCGGGGUUUUCUCGGACGGUGUGCAACUCAAAGUCUUCUCGCCUUCCCCAUUUCGGGCUGUGCGUGCCUCUGAUCUCAAAUCCUGUGUUUGGUUUUUUAUUUGGUAAUUAUUUGUAGUGGUGGACAUUGCUUUGAAUUCCACGAAUCAAAGUACAGUAUUUGGAUUUAUCGCGGCCUUGUUGUGGUGUGUGAAGUGUCUGGUAGUUCGUUUUUUAAGGUCUCCCCUUUUUGCGAUGUUAGUCUGCAUGUUGGAUCUGUGGAAGAUACACUCAAGUUAGAGACAGAUCAUUGUUGUUUUUUCUGUGAAAACACAGAAUUGCGGAGAGAAAAAGCCAAAAUGCUGCUUCCUGUCAAAGAUUAAACCCCUUGCUAUUGAUGGCGUAACUAAUACUCGAAUUAGCCUUCGGCAAAUACAUGUACAGCACUGCUUCUUUCAGGAGGAGAAGGCCUGUUGAUAAAGGCCUUGGAAAGUUCUGGAUUUUUGAGAUUAGGGCAAAAAAAAAAAAGGUUUUGUAAAACCAAGUUAUACCCGCAAUUAUAACGCAUAAUUCAUGCUUAUCUGGUUUUCUGAAUGUACAGAGUAGGUUCUAGAUCUCGGUGUGUGUUCUCUUGUUUGUCAGUGAAUACUUCCAAAGGAAAGGCCUGCGUCUGUUAGGCCUACACCGAAGAUCGCAUUAAAUCCCGCCUGUCUUUAAAUCAGCCGUGAUACAUAUCGAAACUCUCUGUGCAUGGGAAGUUUCUCUUGUGAAAAUAGCAGAUUAUUAGCAAAGCUAAUCAUAUUUAAUUUCCUUUUCCUUUGAGAACUGGGAAGCUUAUAAGCAGACUGACUGUAUGGCGCUUUUUAAGGUGAUUGUGCUGUAUUGCUUAUUUUGAUUAAACGUAAGCAGAUGCGUAUGUGUAAUAUAACGAUAAGGCCUAUACACUUUUAACAACUGCCGUAUUCUGUCAGUAUAUAAUGCUGUAUUUGAUAAUUAUUAAUGCUAUGUCUAUUCAGUUAUGAUAGAUUCUAUUAAUUAAUGAUAUUGGUACUAUUAUGCGCUGGUUUAAAAACAGGUUUGGGUUUAUCUGGCAGCAGCAACAUUUCCACACAGAAGGCCCUCUUGAGAGAACAGGAAGUGACCUCAUUACUUUCCUCCGUUUUUUUUUUCCCAAAAUCGUUCAUCCUAUUGCUCCUGCAUUUAAAGGGAUUGGAAAAUCCGCGAGGAUCUAAAACAGUUCACUUCAAUGAGGUAUACAUUUUUUUCUAAAGUAUUUUUGCUUGUUGGUCCUUUUGGCCCAAACGAUGGCUAAAAUAAUUUUGUAAAUAUUGUUUCAGAUCAAAGGGGUCUUUAAUCUUGCCUCUGUGAUGCUUUGUCAUUAUUUGGUGUAAAUUAUUUAAGCAAGCAUUCACUGUAGUUAGUGAAAAUAGUUUGUUGUGUUGUUUGAUAUCAAGAAAUGUAUUGCUUAAAUUCUACCCAAAUACAAAACUGCAGGGAGAGGGCGAUUAAGGGUUAGGUUAAAGACCCCUCCAAAUCAUUCCAUGACGUUAACAACAGAAAACAUGCUACUAAGUGAGUUUGCAUGUAAUGGUCUGUCUGUGAUCAGUAUAAUUCAUGUAUAAUCAAAAAAAGUGCUUGCAUGUAAUGUGUGAUUCUGUGACUGUGCUAUUACUGUUCUGAGGUGUCUUAUGUAGCAGUAAAAUUAAUCGUACUUGACUGAAAAGUAUUUCGGCAUGUUAUACUCUUAAUUUUAGGGAGCAAAAGUUUUACAGACUAAUUUUGUGUUCAACUUCUUUGUAUAACCUAUUAUCAUUUUCUGCCUGUAUUUAGUACAUCAUAAAGUUCAGUCUCCCAGUAUUGCCAAUAUAGUUUGCAGAUAUUCCUCACUUUCAUAAACAAUUAUAUUCACACCUUUUUAUAAAUUGUAGGAUUGGCUUAUUUACUUAUAACCAAUUUAUAUUUUGGUGUUCUGUAUAACUCAAACCCCAUAUAAAUCUCAUAAUGGCAUGAAUGUUCCUGUAUUGCAUGCCCUUUAUUAGACAAUUACACGUACGAACACCUAUUAGUAUUCGUACAUGCCAUCUGUUUCUUAUUCAGAAUAGCUUUUUAUUUUAUUCGUAUUCAUGCUUUAUCUGUCUGGGAGAGUCCCGUUGUUUCAGAAAUGUCUUUCGACAGUCCGCUGACAGAGAGAUGGUAGAAAGUUCUGGUAUGUGGUGUGGUGUGGGGCAGGGGGCGUGGGGGCCGAAUGAGAAAGGCUUUAGAUUCUGUCAAAGCUUUCAGUGAGUAAUUGAAGAGAAGUAAGUUGUAAACAAAUGAAAACCGGCAGUCCAGUAGCCAGUCCUGUUGAAUUUGCAAGUGGCACCCUCUUAGGCACCAUAUGGCAUCACCCACAGGGGGAAGGCCUCAGACCCCUCCUUCACAAACAUUUGCUGUGAUAGGACAGGCUCACACUUAUUGGAGACAUUUGGAGACCAAUGGAGGGUUUAAGCAUUACAGGUAGAGCCAAUUCAAUAAUUCAAUUUCAGUGCACAAUGAGACACCAGAUUUUCAGGUGCUGAUUGGUGGGUCUGAGUGAUUGAAUCUCAGACUUUGCAGAGCCUUCCAGCAGUUGGAAGGACGUCAAUGUGAAGCCACACCAGUUUUAAAAGCUUGUAAUGGCAGACAGGAACGUCUGCAUUACACCUAUAACAUAUAACUGCUGUAUUUGAAUUUUUUUGUUAUUUACAUUAUUGUCUUUUGUUUAAAUCCUCCCAAUGACAUUCAGAAAUUUCGAUGUUAUGUUUGACACAUUUUGAAGCAUCAAUUUCAGUUCUUAAAAGCAUGUCUAAAAGUCAAGUAUAUUACAUUGCACAGCACUCUCACAGGUGUUGGAUGACAAUUUCACCAAAUCUCACCUGUCACCAGUUUAUGUAUAUAAUAAGAUACUUUCUCAAUAGAAAAAACAAGCAUGUUUUAGAAUGAAGCUAAAUUUGGCGAAGUUCAGACUCGCCACUAAAUUUGUCCACCGUGUUCUUCAGUUGUGUCCUGUUGUGUUUUAUGUUCUUUAUGCAAGUGAAUUAAUUCCUACCCCAUUUGUUUCUCCUCCUGCCACUUGACUCUAGUGGGCUUUCAAUGAUUAGCAGUGAUGCUGUUGAAGUUGCUAAUUUGCUGUGUUGUGUUUUCAGUCCUUUUGACUGCUCAUCUUGAUUGAAUGUAUAAUUCCUAAACCCCUAACAAUAUAUGUAUAUGUAAACUUUGAAUGUAUUUUACAGCAUCUAUCUAAUGCAAUUAGAGUUUGUUUGAUGCAUGAAUAUAAGAAAUUGCUGUUCAAAAAUAUGUAACUGUAUUUCAAUAAACGCUGAUUUAACACAUUA